AUGGCUGCAAACAUCGAUAUCGACAGUAGUCCAGCUUUCGCGCGCAUACCACCAUGGGUAAAGGCCAAGCUUCGCCCAAUCGCAAUUGAGAAGAUCCAACAGGUUUACGACUGGGUAGAGACGGAAUGUAUACCUGCUGAGCGCAUCUACAAGGCCCAAUUGAAAGAUGGCAAGACGCGAUGGAAUACGCCCGCCAUUAUCCACGACCUGCGGAAGAAGGCGAAGGCACAGGGACUAUGGAACUUGUUUCUGCCCAAGCAUUUUGUCGAGAGUCCAGGUCUGACAAACCUGGAGUACUCAUGCUGUGCUGAAAUCAUGGGGAGAGUGUACUGGGCGGCACAGACGAUGAACUGCCACGCCCCCGAAACUGGCAACAUCGAACUCCUCGCAAAAUACUGCACCCCAGAGCAAAAGCAAAAAUGGCUACACCCCCUCAUGAACGGCGACAUGUCCUCCGCAUACAGCAUGACCGAGCCCGACGUCGCCUCCUCGGACGCAACCCAAGUAGGCAUAAAGAUGGAAAUCACCGACACCGAAGUUAUAAUCAACGGCCGCAAGCUCUACGGCAACUGCCAAUACAACCCCGAAAUGCAACUCUUCAUCCUAAUGGGCUGUUCCGACCCCCACAACCCCAACGCCUGGAACAGACACACCACGCUCGUCGUCCCCGCAAACACGCCUGGUCUAACGCAAAUCCGCAACUUGACGAUCAUGGGCUACGACUGGGCGCCCGAAGGCCACGGCGAAUACGUCUACGAAAACGUACGCGUGCCUCGCGAAAACAUCAUACUAGGCCCCGGCCGCGCUUUUGAAAUCGCUCAGGGACGUCUCGGCCCCGGUCGCAUACACCACUGCAUGCGGCUGAUCGGCCAGGCGGAACGCGCCUUCGAACUCGCCCUCGUGCGCUGCAUGGAGCCGCGGAAGAAACCGCGGGGCAAGUUCAUCGGCGAGUUCGACAGCAAUAUAGAGCGGAUAGCGGAUAUGCGCAUGACCAUUGACGCCAUGAGGUUGGUUGUGCUGAACGCGGCUGAUACCAUGGAUUUGCAGGGGAAUAAGGCGGGGAAAUAUGCUAUUGCUCAAAGCAAGAUUAUGGUGCCGAAUGCGCUGCUCAAGGUGAUUGAUGAGGCCAUGCAGAUUUAUGGCGGACAAGGGCUUACGCAGCAUACGCCGUUGCCGGAGCUAUGGACGUACGCGCGGUUUGUGAGGGUGGCGGACGGACCGGAUUCGGCGCAUAGACAUCAAGUGGGAAGGGAGCAGAUGAAGACUGCGGGGGCGUUUAGGGAGAGGGCGAAGGGGUAUACGGAGAGGUAUAGGGAGUUGUGUGAGAAGUGGGGGUUGGAGCCAGAGGUAUUCUGGGGCGUGUUGUGA
Pyrenophora tritici-repentis Pt-1C-BFP is the source of this 1368-nucleotide messenger RNA. Its product is annotated as CaiA, Acyl-CoA dehydrogenase. Gene Ontology annotation, cellular component: cytoplasm. Gene Ontology annotation, biological process: fatty acid beta-oxidation using acyl-CoA dehydrogenase. The record is from RefSeq and is a predicted model, not a curated record. Lineage: Eukaryota; Fungi; Ascomycota; Dothideomycetes; Pleosporales; Pleosporaceae. Gene Ontology annotation, molecular function: flavin adenine dinucleotide binding; acyl-CoA dehydrogenase activity.